UAGUAGAGGGAACGCAUACAAGUCGAUAUUCUAUACUUUUGGAGACUUCACACACACGCACCCUCCUCCGGUAAUUCAGCAUCUCCUGCAGAACUAGGGCACCGUCCUUCCGCGCGCGUGUGUGCAUCUCUCAGGGUGUUUAAAAACCUCUACAGCAGGGAGGAAUAAAAUAAAAAACAAACCAGGAAGAACCGCAUCCUCGCUGCGGGAGUCGGUGCCGGUAAGGCGAGGAGGACAGCGCACGCACGUCAAGCGCGAGGACCAUGGACAGCAGCUGCUGAAGUCUUGCUGGUAGGAAAGAAUGGAACUUGGCGGAUAUUUCUGAUUUUGGACACGGGGAUACCCCACUCUACACGAGUUCCAGCCCGUAAUUAUGCUCUGCAGCGGCGUGCACGUGCACAAGGAUCUGCUAUGGAUGUAGGUUUGAGAGAACGCAUCAGCAUCUUUGACCAAGCGCACCAGGACAGUGUCCAAACGCACAGAAAUAAGACUUUCCCUGCCAGUGCAAACGACACACAACUCAAUAAACUCUAUUCACAAGGAUUUCUCCCAACCAUAUAACUAUAAACACCUUUUUAUAUGCAUAUUUUUCUAGAUAUUUGACUUUUUCUCUUGGAAUAAAUCAAAGCAUGCCGUGGUGAGGUUAUGGGAUGUUUUAACUUGACCACCAGUGCUACUGUUCCAUGUUAACACGUUCCCCUGCUGUACCCACGGUGGUCCCUCUCCCGUUUCUCCGGACCCUCGGAAAUCCUCUCUCGGUCGCGUGACUGCCAUGCGUGAACGCGCGGGGCUUCUCUUACUGCUUGUGCACCUACUGGCGCGAGCCCGAGGCCAGUACGACCUGUGCAAGUCGCUCGUGAGCAUGGACGAAGGCGCCAUGUGGGAGCAUUACGCAUGCCAACCCAAAGCCCUGUCUAUGAAGGAGUACAUGCGCAUCCGGGUCGAGCCACCGGGCAUCACUUGCGGGAACCCGCCAGAGAGAUUCUGCACACUGGAGAAUCCAUAUCUCUGCAGUGAUGAAUGCGAUGCAUCUAACCCUGACCUGGCUCACCCGCCGCAGCUGAUGCAGGAUCGAGAGCGCAGCGGUCUGAUCACCUACUGGCAGACGGUCACGUGGCGGAGGUAUCCUGAGCCUCUUCAAGCAAACAUAACUCUGACCUGGAACAAGACCCUCGAGCUCACCGACGACAUUCAAAUCACCUUCGAGUAUGGCCGACCCACUAUCAUGGUUCUAGAAAAAUCGCUAAAUUUCGGCCGCACGUGGCAGCCCUACCAGUACUACGCCGACGACUGUGUGGACGCAUUUAACAUGCCACCAAGGCGCGUGCGUGACCUGAACGCGGCCAACGCCACACGUGUGAUCUGCACGGAGCAUUAUUCCCGCUGGGUUGGGUCAAAGAACGAGAAGGUUGUGAGAUUCGAGGUGCGGUCACGAUUUGCUAUAUUCGCCGGCCCGAGGCUGCUGAAUAUGGAAGGGUUGUACACACGGAUGGAGAGCAUGAAGGGUCUACGAGAUUUCUUCACGUUUACUAAUCUGAGGCUCCGCCUACUCAAGCCUGCCCUCGGCGGAACAUACGUCCAGAGAGACAACCUGCUCAAAUACUUCUACGCCAUCUCGAAUGUAGAGGUGCUAGCCAGGUGUAAGUGUAAUCUCCAUGCGUCUCAGUGUGUGUAUGUGGAUGGCAACUUACAGUGUCAAUGUGAACACAACACAACUGGACAGGACUGCCAGCGCUGCAAAAAAGGAUACAAAGCCAAGACCUGGAAAGCAGGAUCGUACUUACCCACUCCGAACGGAUCCCCCAACACAUGUUCUCAGGCCCUGGCUGGUUCUUCAUCUGGUUCCAAUGCCCCUCCACCAACCAUUGAAACACAAACUAUAGCUACAACAGAGUCUAAGACCCCUCCUACAUCCACUGAAGCCACGCCCCCAACCACACCCUCUCCCAAUCCUUCCACUGAGCUAGCUAAACCACCUGCUCUCACUGAGGCCACGCCUCCAAAAGCCACACCCCUGGAGGAGGGGCCUGUUCCUAUACUUCCAGAGAGCAAAGAAGCCUCAAAACCUGAGAAAAAGGACUCAGGUAAACCGGUGAAGCCAGUGAAUAAGACAGAUAUGGAAGCAUUCUCUUCAGCAAGCCCAGUGGAGGAUUCUGGGAAGGGUGAGGAGGUUUCUGAGAAAGAUCAAGUCAUUGAAGAAGAAUCUAAAAGAGUGGAAAGUGUUCAGGAGAAUGAGGGAAAAAGGGAAGAAAUUGAGUCCACUGAGUCAAUACAAGAGUCCAAUGAGUCAAAACCAGAGUCUGCUGAGUCAAUACCAGAGUCUGCUGAGUCAAUACCAGAGUCAGUGGAGUCAAUACCAGAGUCUGCUGAGUCAAUACCAGAGUCAGCGGAGUCAAUACCAGAGUGUGCUGAGUCAAUACCAGAGUCAGCAGAGUCAAUACUAAAGUCUGCUCAGUCAAUACCAGAGACAGCUGAGUCAGUAUCAGAGUCUGUUGAGUCAAUACCGGAAUCUGAUGAGUCAAUUCUGGAGUCUGGUGAGGCAGCACUAGAGUCUGGCGAGCCAAAACCAGAGUCUGGCGAGCCAAUACUAGAGUCCGCUAAGUUAAUACCAGAGUCUGUUGAGUCGAUACCAGAAUCUGUUGAGUCGAUAUCAGAAUCUGUCAAAUCAAACCCAGAGUUCACUGAGUCACAACCAGAGUCUGUCGAGUCAGUACCGGAAUCUGUUGAGUCAAUACCGGAGUCUGCCGAGCCAUUACCAGAGUCUGGUGAGUCAAUACCGGAAUCUGUUGAGUCAAUAUCAGAAUCUGCCAAAUCAAACCCAGAGUCCGCUGAGCCACAACCAGAGUCUGUCGAGUCAAUACCUGAAUCUGUUGAAUCAAUACCGGAGUCUGCCGAGCCAUUACCAGAGUCUGGUGAGUCAGUACCGGAGUCUGUUGAGUCACUACCUGAAUCUGUUGAAUCAAUACCAGAGUCUGCUGAGUCAUUACCGGAGUCAGUCGAGCCAAUAACGGAAUAUUUUGAGCCAGAACCAGAGCCGAUAAUAAGAGAAUCUGUCCCGCAAGGACCAGAGUCUAUCAAGCCAAUAUGGGAGUCUGUCGAGCCAAUAUCAGAAUCUGUCCCACCAAAAAUAGAAUCUGGCCAACCAGUGCUGGAGUAUUUUUGGCCAAUAUCGGAGUCUGUCGCACCAAAAGCAGAGCCAAUUUCACCAUUAGUCAAGCCAGACAAAUCAGUACAAGACCCUGAAAUCUCAGUAGCAAAACCUGUAAUGCCAAAACUAGAGAAACCAAAAAAAACAGAGGAAGCAGAAAAAUUCUCGGAGAAGGAAGGAAAUAAAGAAGAAGAAAGGGAGAAGGAAGGCACUGUUAAACAGACAGAUGAUAAAGUACCUUCCAAACCCUCAAAGGAAAAGGGUGAAAGAGGAGAGGAGGAAAAGGAGAAAUUUUCGGAAAAAGAAAUUGAGGGAGAGAAACCCUUUGAAAAAGAGGGUGAAGUAACGCCUUUUGAAAAGGAGUUGGACAAGGAAGAUAAAAUAGAGGACAAAGAUGAAGAGAAUAAAAAAGCGCUUCUGAAGUUCUUAUUAUCUGGAGAGCCCCAGACAGUGCGACUAAAAGGAAUCAUAUAUGAUGACUUUAAAGAUUGUGAAUGUAAUGGACACUCUAACCGCUGCAGUUAUAUAGACUUCCUGAACAUCGUCACGUGUGUGAGCUGCAAACACAACACGCGUGGUCAAAACUGCGAACACUGUCGCAUGGGCUUCUACAAAAACACCUCUGUGGAGCCCGACGACGAGAGCGUGUGUAUCGAGUGUAACUGUAACACAAUGGGCUCGGUUCAUGACCGUUGUAAUGGUACCGGGUUCUGUCAAUGUAAAGAGGGCGCCACCGGAGUCAAAUGUGAAGAAUGUCUCCCCGGUUACUAUUGGAAACAGGGCUGCUUCCCAAACGUGUGUGAUGAGGAGUUACUCUUGUGCCAGAAUGGGGGGACGUGCUUUCAGAAUCAGCGCUGUGUUUGCACGCCGGAUUUUAAGGGUGUUUUGUGCCAACAGUCGCGCUGCGACGGAGGUAAAAAGUGUAACCGUGCCAGCGCACUCUCUUUGAGCCUGGCACUGCUGAUCUGCCCGCUCCUCGUCAUCUUGCUGAGCUCCGCCACCUCCUGAGAUACCCCUGCUUCAGAACCAGUGGGCACGGAGAGGGAAUGACAUUCACCAUUGCCCUCUACAGGACGCAGAAAGCCCUGCAUGAGAUCAAGAAUGAGAAACAAAAAGACUAAAAGACUCUAGUAGGGCUACAAAUUAAAGGAACUCAAAGCACUCCUUGCAUAUACGCCAAGGAUGAAACAUACCAAAAACACACACACAGUGGCGUAGGUUUGACUUGAACAUUGGGGGGGUUGCAGUGUGAAGCAUUCACAUGUUUCCAUUGAUCAUGGUAUAAAUAUUAGGGGGUUGUACUUGCUUGUUUUGAUUAUUGGGGGGUUAUGAAUAUUAUUGUGAUAUUUGCUAUCAUGAAUAUUAAGAUUUUAGGCACUGUACUGCUGGUUAUUGUACAAAUGUUUGUUGCCACAGUUAGAAAGCAUUCAAAUUUACAAAGUAUUCAGGACAUGAACACAGUAUCCAACUCUUAUGAGAAGAUAUCUAAUCAAAUCUAAAUAUUAUAAACCCACAUAUUAUUGCAUUAUUUUUGGUAGAGAAUAUUUUUGUUUGGAUCUACAUCUAUACUGUACAUAAGAGGCAAAAAGGUUUUACAGUAUAAGAAUCUAUAACGUAGAGUUUACACCGUACACUUUACAGUCAGGUAUAACAAAGGAUGAAUUUACACACUAAAUGUACCAAGAGUGAAAGUAGAAUACAGAAUGUAUUAGAAAGUAUGGGAUGGGGUUUAUUACACUGUAAAAUUUGCAGUUAGCGAAUUUACAAAAAUAAAAUAAAUGGAUUACAUUUUAUGACACUGUAAACAUUACAGUAAAUGUGCCUGUUACUUGGCCACGUUUGAGUUGUUACCAUGUGGAUCAUUUCUUGAGCACUACAUCAACAACAUUUGUGUCUUAAAUAACGCACUAUACACUGCACUUACACUAGCACUUGGCCAUCUAGUGUAUGACUUACUUUCUUCUGCAGAACACAAAUGAAGAUUUUUAGAAGAAUAUUUCAGCUCUGUUGGUCCAUACAAUGCAAGUGAAUGGUGGUCAGAACUAUGAAGGUCAAAAAAGCAUAUAAAGGCAGCAUAAAAGUAAUCCAUAAGACUCCAGUGGUUAAAUCCAUGUCUUCUGAAGCGAUAUGAUAGGUGUGGGUGAGAAACAGAUCAAUAUAAGUCUUAAAAAAAAGAAACUUUUUUACUGUAAUUUUCCUUUCAGUUGAAGAAGUACAUCAUCCGAGUACUCGUAGUACUCUUUAGUGUGAACACAUAACUCAUUCACUCCUCUACAGCAUUUUAUAGUGUAAGUAGUAUAAGUAUAAGAUUUAGGGUGCAGCUAUAAUUUCAGGAUCGUUCCGAUUGAGAGAUGCUAGUUUUUCCAUUUUAGAAGUUACUGCAUAGCACACGGGGACAUGGCAAAAAUGACAAAAUCCGCUCAAACCAAAGUAGUUAAAUUAUCUUAAAUUCAUGCUCACUUAAUUGUAAUAAAUGCAAACUACUGUGAGUAUUCAAUGUAUUAAGACAUACAGUACAGUGGCAAUAAAAAUAUGUGAACCCUUUGGAAUUAGUUGGUUUUCUGCAUUAAUUGGUCAUAAAAUGUGAUCUCAACUUCAUCAGUCACAAGUAUAGACAAACACAAUGUGCUUAAGCUAUCAACACACAAACAUUAUAAUCUUUUAUUUCUUUAUUGCACACAUCCCAUUAAACAUUCACAGUGCUGUGGAAAAACUAAAGUGAACCCUUGGAUUUAAUAACAGGUCGAUCCUCCUGUUACAGCAAUAACCUCAACCAAGUGUUUCCUGUAGCUGCAGAUUAGACCUGCACAACGUUCAUAAGAAAUUUUGUACCAUUCUUCCUUACAGAACUGCUUCAACUCAGACAUAUUCUUAGGAUAUCUGGUGUGAAUGGCUCUCUUGAGGUCUGGACUCUGACUGGGACACUCCAAAAUGUGGAUUUUCUUUUUUGAAGUCAUUCUGUAGUGGAUUUACUUCAAUGUUUAGGUUCAUUGUCCUUCUGCAUCACCCAACUUCUACUGAGCUUCAGCUGGCACACAGCCAUCCUGAUAUUAUCCUGUAGGAUAUCUUGAUAAACUUGGGAAUUCAUUUUUCCCUUGAUGAUGUCAAGCAGCCCCAAAUCCUGAUGCUCCCUCCACCGUACUUCACCGAUGGGUUGAUCAUGUUGUUAUGCGGUGGCCUUUUUUAACCAUACAUGUGUUCUUCCCAAACAAUUCAACCUUAGUUUCAUCAGUCCACAAAUAAUUUUCCCAGUGUCAAGGU
This is a messenger RNA of Myxocyprinus asiaticus (Chinese sucker), 6409 nucleotides long. RefSeq names its product netrin g2b (gene ntng2b). The record is from RefSeq and is a predicted model, not a curated record. Lineage: Eukaryota; Metazoa; Chordata; Actinopteri; Cypriniformes; Catostomidae. The coding region runs from base 773 to 4156 and encodes 1127 amino acids. The transcript is spliced from 14 exons.